Phalaenopsis equestris is the source of this 1713-nucleotide messenger RNA. RefSeq names its product protein DETOXIFICATION 33-like. The transcript has 9 exons. The coding region runs from base 103 to 1659 and encodes 518 amino acids. Gene Ontology annotation, biological process: xenobiotic detoxification by transmembrane export across the plasma membrane. The record is from RefSeq and is a predicted model, not a curated record. Gene Ontology annotation, cellular component: membrane. Lineage: Eukaryota; Viridiplantae; Streptophyta; Magnoliopsida; Asparagales; Orchidaceae. Gene Ontology annotation, molecular function: antiporter activity; xenobiotic transmembrane transporter activity.
UCUCUCCCUCCUAUAAAUGGGCUAGCCUUGCCGCUUUAACUGGCGCUCUGAUUGCCUAGUGGCCAUUAGAAAGCUCCGGAGAGGGAGUGAAGGGGUGGAGAAAUGGCCCGGGAGAGUCGAGAGGAGACGAUCGCUGAGCCUCUUCUGGCCGCCGCCUCCGGCGGAGGUGGCGGGGUGGGAGGAGAGUUGGGGUUUGGGAAGAGAGAUGACAUGGAGGAGAUUAAGAGUGUGGGACAGUUUAUGAGGGAGGCGGCAGCAGAGAACAGGAGAAUGUGGGCUCUUGCGGCGCCGGCCAUCUUUACUUCAGUAGCUCAGUAUUCUCUGGGGGCAAUCACGCAGGUGUUUGCCGGACACCUUACAACCCUAGACCUCGAUGCUGUAUCCAUCGAGAAUAUGGUCAUCGCUGGACUCGCUUUCGGCUUAAUGAUGGGCAUGGGAAGUGCUCUCGAGACGCUUUGUGGCCAAGCAUUCGGCGCAAAACAGCUUGACAUGCUUGGCAUUUACAUGCAGCGUUCUUGGGUCAUCCUUCUCACAACAUGCAUCUUCCUUCUCCCCAUUUACAUCUUUGCAACCCCUAUCCUCCGCUUCGUAGGUGAGGCUGAAGCCAUCGCAGUGCUUGCAGGGAGGUUCUCCCUCUACAUGAUACCCCAACUAGUGUUCUAUGCUCUCAACUUCCCAAUGCAGAAGUUCCUCCAGGCACAGAGCAAGGUCUUGGCCAUGGCCUACAUCGCCGCUGCGGCUCUAGUGUUCCACAUACUGCUCAGUUGGCUUCUUAUAGUUCAGCUUGGGCUCGGUCUUCCUGGUGCCGCCGCCUCGCUCAACAUAUCAUGGUGUUUUGUGGUGGUUGCCCAGUUUUUGUAUAUUUCAAUGGGGAGUUGUCCUGGUGCCUGGAAUGGAUUCAGCCGCAGGGCUUUUCAGGACUUGGGAGAAUUUGCCAGGCUCUCCAUUGCUUCUGCUGUCAUGUUGUGCCUUGAGUUUUGGUACCUUAUGUUUCUCGUCAUACUAGUCGGCCGCCUGAAACACGCAGAAAUAACAGUUGCCGCACUCUCAAUCUGUAUGAAUCUACAUGGGUGGGAGAUAAUGGUCUUCAUUGGCUUCAAUGCUGCCAUAAGUGUGAGAGUAUCCAAUGAGCUCGGCGCCGGCAGGCCAAGGGCCACCAAGUUCUCUAUAUUGAUAAUCACGUUGAUCUCUGGUUUCAUUGGCUUCGUCUUUUUCACUGCGGUGUUGCUUCUGAGGAAUAUUUAUGCCGUUCCGUUCACGAAUGAUCCCAAAGUUGUUCGAGCUGUCGCACAGCUCAUACUCGUGUUUGCCUUCACACUUCUCCUUGACAGCCUCCAACCAGUUUUGUCAGGUGUUGCGGUAGGGGCAGGGUGGCAGGCAUUAGUUGCUUACAUUAACUUGGUGUGUUAUUAUGUAGUCGGAAUACCACUUGGAUACCUGCUUGGAUUCACACUUGAUUUGGGCGUGGAGGGAAUGUGGGCUGGUUCAUUGGUUGGAAUAGCAUUGCAGACUGUUAUACUUGUUGUGAUCACUUUAAGAAGAGAUUGGGAGAAAGAGGCAAUGCUAGCAGAAUUUCGCAUUACUAAGUGGGGAGGAUCUGCUGAUAAUGCAGCUAUUGGCUCCAAGGAGUAUGGUCCUCCCAAUGAACUAGCUGCUUAACCUGAGAACAGACAAUAUCUUUUUCCUUUUUUUUUUAAAUUUUUAAUUUUUAGU